UGUGUGCUGCCAUCUACGAAUGCUAGUGAUGUAGAAGGAAGCAAGAAUUCAUUCGAAAUCAGUUUCAACAUGGCGUUCAAUGGUGAAGGUCCGAUGAUUAAGCGUCAGCGAACUGAUUUGGAAAGUGGUCAGCAUAGGAAUCAUGGUGACCAAUAUGCUGCUUAUGGAGAUGAGCCCAGAAGAAAAAGAACGGAGAAUGAAAAGCCAAAUCAUGUGCUUUUAUUCACGGUAUUGAACCCCGUGUACCCCAUCACAGUGGAAGUGCUUCACACCAUUUGCUCACCCAGCGGCCAAGUGCUUCGCAUUGUGAUUUUCAAGAAGAACGGUGUUCAAGCUAUGGUGGAGUUUGACAGCAUUGAAUCGGCAAAAAGAGCCAAAGAAGCUCUGAAUGGUGCCGAUAUUUAUUCAGGUUGCUGCACGUUGAAGAUAGAUUUUGCGAAGCCAACUAAACUGAAUGUUUACAAGAAUGAUGCAGAAAGCUGGGAUUACACCAAUCCAAAUGUUGGGAUCAAACAAGAGCUUCCUGUUGCUGGUCGCCCAGCACCACUUCUACAAGAGCCGCGGUUUGGCGCUGGCCCUCAGCCUUAUCGUGGGGAUGGAAUGCGAGGUGGUGGCGGUGGUGGUGGAGGUGGUGGUAUCCCACCAUAUGCGCCUGUUCCUCCUGAUCGCUACGAUGAUGGUUAUCAGAAUGGACCUGGUUCUGGUCCAUAUCCUGACCAUUAUCCAGAGCGCUACCAGCCUGUUGACAGAUACGCUCUGAAACCUGAUUAUGGAAGAGAGCCAAUUCAUCCAGCUCCUCCAAGACCAGGAUUUGGGCCACCAGCAUUGGCACAGACACCAGGUGGACCUGCUCCUGCGGUGCCACAGCAAGGCUCUGUGAUGAUGGUUUAUGGGUUGAAUCUUGAAAAAGUCAAUGCAGAAAAGCUCUUCAAUUUGUUUUGCCUUUAUGGCAAUGUUUUGAGGAUCAAAUUCUUGAAAACAAAAGAGGGAUGUGCAAUGAUCCAAAUGGGUGAUGGUUUGGCAGUAGAACGAUGCAUUCACAAUUUGAACAAUGUUCCUCUUCUGGGCUCCAGACUGCAGUUAGGGUUCUCCAAGCAAGCAUUUUUGAGUGAUGUGCAAAAUCCUCAUCCACUACCAGACAAGACACCUUCUUUCAAAGAUUUUAUGGGGAACAAAAACAACAGGUUCAUUAAUCCAGCCAUGGCCAGUAAGAACAGGAUACAACCACCCUCAAAGAUAUUGCAUUUCUUCAAUACACCUCCAAAUUUGUCUGAAGAUACACUGAACAAAGUAUUUGAGGAAAAUGGUGUUCCACCACCUAAGACAGUUAAACUUUUUCCUCUUAAAACUGAUAGAAGCUCUUCUGGUUUAAUUGAAUUUGAAGAUAUUGGACAGGCUGUUGAAGCUCUCAUGAUGUGCAACCAUGUGCCAAUUCAAAAUCCAGGUGGAAAAUUUCCAUACAUCAUGAAGCUUUGUUUCUCAUCAUCACGUCAGAUUCCAAAUUCCAUGCGCCAUGGAAGUGAUCAGCAACAGUCAUCUCAGCAACAACAGUCUCAGCAGCAGUCACAACAGCAAGACGAGAUGCAAAACAACGGACAGUAGACACUUCUCAGCUUUCUCAUAAGGUCCUUUAAUAUUACAUGCUUAAUUAAGUUGCAGCUCUUAGUGUUAUUUUUUUCACAUGAUAAAAUUCAAUUAAAAUUUGUAUUAAAAGACCUCUGUAAAAAAUCUUUUAGAACAGCCUGAAUGCUCACUCCAGUUACUUUUUUUCCCAUGCAUACUUCACAGAUGAGCAUGCAAGUCAACUUUUUGUUGAUUAUCAGAGUAACUCGUAUAAAGCUGUCUGCUGUAGUUCUUUCAUGUGUAACAUGUAGGGUAAUUUACGUUACUUAGAGCAACUGUGUGUCUAUAGAUUUCUCUGUUUACAGAUAAUAUUCCUUUCUUUCAAAAAGACAAGACCUCAUCAGAUAUAAAUUCCCUUCCAGUUAGUUUAAGAAACACAUACAGUGAGAAGUUUUAUAAAACACCAGCUGUUUCAAUGUGAUUCUAAUUUUGAAUAUUUGAUCAUUUCCACCUCGCAGUUGGCAAUAAUACUAUUAAAUUUAUUCGGUUUGUGGUAGCAUUUGAGAUACCACUUUCUUUUGACAAGAGUUUUUUCCUUGCUCUCGUGUUACCCAUUGUCUUUUUCAUUUCUUCUUUGGUUUUUCAUAUUCAUUUAGAAAUUAUGUAACACUUUUAUCUACACAUGUAAAACUUCCAGAACUGUGAUUGAAAUGCUAAUGUAUAUGUUUGGAUAUUUUCUCUUUAGCAGCACUUGAUUAAUUUUGUAUCAUGGUUGGAAUUUUAUUGUUUCCAUUAUUUGCUGCAGAAAUGUGGAGUUGUAUUUUACUGUAUGAUACAACAACAGUAAUCGGUGUUAAAAAUUUGGCAGUGAUUGAAAGAUAAAGCUAAGCUAGAGAGCAAGUGGAAAAGUUCAAAUUUACAGUGAUCAACACAAAGUGAAGGAAGGCCAAAAGCGCAGCAAAUAAAUGGUGCCAUAGUCAUUGCUGCAAACAGACUUAACACAAAUCCUCACAUUAAAGUGUGAGGUGAAUCUAAAACAUAUCAAUAUAGUGCUUAUAUAUACAUAUAUAUAUUUAACAAAAAUCUGGAAAGUAUACUAUUUUGAAAGUAUCAUUCCAUAAUUUUUAAAGAUGUAUUGGUGUUUUUUACAUAUUGAAUGUGUAGUGUAUCCAUGUCUUAUAGCGAGUACAUUUGCUGUCCUGCACUCCUUGGUCUUCCUGCAGACUUUGUUUUAGGACGUUAAGUUCAGUUUUGUUCUGCUAAAUGGAUGUGAAACUUAUAUUUUGAGAGAGAAAUAUUUAAAUGUACUUUCAGUACGAACCACUGCUUAUGAAAGACAGUAGUUUAAGGUAGUAUUAUUUUUUAAGGCAUUGGAUAAAGGAUCCUAACCGUAAAUAAGGUUCCUGUGUCCAGGUUGUAUAAUUAGACCUAUACCCGCAUUUUAGGUGUCCAUUACUUUUGUACUGAUAAGUUCAAAUAAAAUUUUCCUUUACAUUA
Molecule: messenger RNA, 3060 nt
Organism: Schistocerca cancellata (South American locust)
Lineage: Eukaryota; Metazoa; Arthropoda; Insecta; Orthoptera; Acrididae
Gene: sm
Product: heterogeneous nuclear ribonucleoprotein L
Exons: 14
Coding region: 70-1602 (510 amino acids)
Biological process (GO): mRNA processing; regulation of RNA splicing
Cellular component (GO): nucleus
Molecular function (GO): mRNA binding
Source: RefSeq, a predicted model, not a curated record